This is a messenger RNA of Histoplasma capsulatum G186AR, 1216 nucleotides long. RefSeq lists its product as uncharacterized. NCBI's taxonomy places the organism in Eukaryota, Fungi, Ascomycota, Eurotiomycetes, Onygenales, Ajellomycetaceae. Bases 59 to 1213 code for a protein of 384 amino acids. The transcript has 2 exons. The record is from RefSeq and is a predicted model, not a curated record.
CCACUUGCGUGCUGUUCCUUAUUGAAGCCCACUGGGCGAUAGUACCUAAUUCAACAAUAUGCUCAAGCCACAAGGCGUACCUGUUCGCCAGUGGGUUGCAAUCGCGGACUCAACAUCGAGCAAAUGGAAUCAAGGAGCAAUAGCGAUCAGGUCCGCCAGACACUUUUCUUCAUCGUCAAUCAGACCAUCUGAGAAUGAUGGAGACUCAAAAGCAAAGCAAAACCGUCUAAGCUCCCUUCACGAGAUCGCCAAAAAGCAAAUUGAUAAAGCUUUUUCUCAAUCUUCUUCCACCCCCCUCAUCCGCCGUGUAUCUGAUGACCCACAACCCCUUACCCCUCCCCAUCAACGGCAACGGCAACAAUUACAGUCCCAGCAGCGUCGACCACUCGAUGCCCGCGCUCUUGGCUCCAGGCUUAAUAAAGCGGGCGGAAAGCCCACUAACAUCCUUCGCGCUCCUGCAACCCUGAGAAGGCCAGGUAAUAACCUCGGCGGAAUUAGAGCCCCUAAGCGCCCCGCAACAGCCCGCCCGGCCCGCCGCAAGAAACUAGAUAAGUCGUCCAGAAGCGACGACGGUAGUGGGUGGUCUGGACAGCGCGAGAUGUCCAAGGAAGAACAGGAAGCGGAUGAGAAGGCUUUUCUUGAACAGUGGGAGCGCGACCGUCCCAAACCUGUCCGCUAUAACCCCCAAGGUUACAAUAUCGAUAACCUACAGCGGACUUGGCCCGCCUUGCCAAUGGGUGUGACGGGCCCUAAGGAGGCCUUGCAUGAGCGCCUAGCGUGGAUGAGUGAGCGGUACCCCAACGGUUUCGAGCCGACGGAUCUUCUGGCCCAACGUAUUCAUCAAGGUAAAUGGACAUAUUUCUACAGCGAGGAAGAAAAAAAUGAGGCGGUGGAGCUGGCACGGAAAAUUGCGGCGGAGCGCGCGGAUAAAUUGACGGAUCGCAAGGGAUCCCUGGUCCAGCCAGAGGACAUGUUGUUCGAGCCUGUGAACGAGACGCAGAAGCAGCAACUGGUUUCACGACUUGUUUCGGGUGAGUAUAAGUCUGAACAGGCGCGCUGGUUGGAAGAACAUGGAGCAAGACACCCAGUUAUGAAGGAUGUUUUGAGAAAUUUGGCGAAUAAUUCGACAUGGCAGUCCCCUCAUAAAACACAAUUUUUGGAGGUGUUGUCGAAGUCGUUGCCGAAGCCUAAGGCUGUGCAGGCCAAAGUGUAGGCC